AUGACAUCUCUGGUGGUGACGGCGACUACUUCGGUGGACGCGGCUGAGUCGUCGACUGCGAGGACGACGGAGACGGUGGUGGCCGCGGCCGCAUCAACUGCAGAGGUAACCGCGGUGCCGCCGUCGGUUGUGUCGGCGGCGGCUUCCAUUUUGCCACUGGAGACCACCGAGAUCAUGGCCAUCUCCCUGCAGAUCCGUCGCGCCCUGGAAUGCCCAAUAUGUCUGACCAUGAUGUCUGAAAUGUCGUGCUUCUGCCCCAAUGGGCACGCCAUGUGUCAGUCGUGCACGAUGACGCUGUUGAACACCAGCACUACCGACACCCUGUGCCCGCUGUGCCGGACGUCGAUGGUGCAGUCCGAGAGCAUGUCGGCCAUGGUCAUUAAACUGGCUGAGGCCACUCCGUUGGUGAAGGUGGCGUGCUCAAACCGGUCGUUCGGGUGCCCCGAUCUGGUUCCCGUUCGAUACGUUAACGAACAUGAGUCCGUGUGUCGGUACCUGCCGGAUGUGCCGUGUCUGGUCCCUGUGUGCCAGUGGGUGGGCAUGUACGAACAGCUGUACGAACACGUGUUCAACGUGCACCCUGGUGUCACCGUUGAAUCUUCAACAAACCGGCUGAACGUGACCGACCUCCACACAAUUACUAGGAACCAGCGCCGGACGUACCUGGUCCGUUCGGCGUCCGACAUGAUGUGGGUGCUGGUGUCCAGGGGGACGAGGUCUCGGAUCCAGACGGGACUGUUCAUGGUGCAGAGGAGCACUCGGGAAUAUCGAGCCAACCCACGACCACCGGGAUUCUUAUACCGGAUCACCACGUGGUUCGACGGAAACCACCGGGCCCGGACCAAGAGCAGGACGAAGCCGGUCUUCUGGAGUACAGCCCUGAAGGAGGGUCACACCUCGGCUUUUCCCAACGCGUACUCCAUGUUCCGGCCCAGGUCUGUUCGAAUGGAGAUCAGUUGGUUCCGUCGGUACGAUAGCAACAGCCAGGUCCGAAGCCAUCCCUCCUCCACUUGA
Macrosiphum euphorbiae (potato aphid) is the source of this 1014-nucleotide messenger RNA. Lineage: Eukaryota; Metazoa; Arthropoda; Insecta; Hemiptera; Aphididae. The record is from the annotation of a GenBank genome assembly.